UUGCUCCCCUGCCAUGACAUCGGUGAUGCUGCAGAGUCAGUGCGGGGUUGCUGCUGACGCGGCUGCUGCUUUUGAUGCUGUUGCGGGAGCUGGCACUGGAAGGUGCAGUGGCUGCUGCUGCUGAAGCGGUUGCUGCGGCUGCUGCUGAUGCGGUUGCUGCUGCCGCUGCUAUAGUGGUUGCUGCUCACGUGGCUGCUGUUGUCGCGGUGGCUGCUGACAUGACAAUGGAAGGUACUGUGGGUGCUGCUGCUGCCGCUGCUGAAGCGGUUGCUGCUCACGUGGCAGCUGCUGCACUGGAAGGUGCUCUGGGUGCUGCAGUGGUUGAUGUGGGUGCUGCAGCUGCUGUUGAAGCGGUUGCUGCUCACGAGGCUACUGUUGUCGUGGUGGCUGCUGACGUGGCAGGUGCGGACGAAACACCUGCUGACUUUGURUCGUGCAGCUUCUUAGAUUUCCGUUUCGGCCUCAGCAACCUGGCUUGUGAUUAAUUUAARAGUAAAUUAUCGGUUUUUAG
Molecule: messenger RNA, 511 nt
Organism: Chara braunii
Lineage: Eukaryota; Viridiplantae; Streptophyta; Charophyceae; Charales; Characeae
Source: the annotation of a GenBank genome assembly